Molecule: messenger RNA, 882 nt
Organism: Salvia miltiorrhiza (redroot sage)
Lineage: Eukaryota; Viridiplantae; Streptophyta; Magnoliopsida; Lamiales; Lamiaceae
Product: translationally-controlled tumor protein homolog
Exons: 4
Coding region: 211-717 (168 amino acids)
Cellular component (GO): cytoplasm
Molecular function (GO): calcium ion binding
Source: RefSeq, a predicted model, not a curated record
AAGUGGGAUAAUUAUUGCAAGUCAAAUCCUAGUCAAACUAAGUCUGCUAAACAAAACACAACUCGGAAACGAUUAAGUUCUCUGCUAUAUAAUCUCGCGGCCCCAACCAUUAUUUACUUCAUCAAUCUCAUACUUCUCUCACUGCCUAGAUUUCCUCUCGCUUCCUUAAAGAAUUUUCGACUCUUUUGUUGGGAUAAUAAAAGAGGAAACAUGUUGGUUUAUCAGGAUCUUCUCUCAGGCGAUGAGCUUCUCUCUGACUCAUUCCCGUAUAAGGAAAUAGAGAAUGGGAUGCUGUGGGAAGUAGAAGGGAAGUGGGUCAUUCAAGGGGCCGUUAACGUCGAUAUUGGGGCGAACCCUUCUGCUGAAGGUGGUGACGAAGACGAAGGUGUUGAUGAUCAAGCUGUCAAGGUUGUGGACAUUGUAGACACUUUCCGGCUUCAAGAGCAGCCUCCUUUCGACAAAAAACAGUUCAUAGCAUACGUGAAGAAGUAUAUCAAGAACUUGACCCCGAAGCUUGAACCUGAGAAACAAGAGCAGUUCAAGAAGGGCAUUGAAGGAGCUACAAAAUACCUUGUCUCAAAGCUAAAGGACUUUCAAUUCUUUGUUGGGGAAAGCAUGCACGAUGACGGGACAAUGGUGUUUGCAUACUACAAGGAAGGCGCGACUGAUCCGACUUUUCUGUAUUUGGGUUAUGGCUUGAAGGAGGUCAAGUGCUAGCUGAUGAAGCAGAAGUUCAUGUUUUGAUUAUAUUCAUAGUUAAUAUUAGGCUAGAUCAGUUUAAUUUGGGUUUAACUACGUAGUUCUAUUUUUAAGUUUUAAUGAUUUUGUUGGAUUUUUUGAGUUGUGCUGUUUUAGUUGAUAAUCAAAGUUUACUAUUAGCUA